Messenger RNA from Odobenus rosmarus divergens (Pacific walrus), 1901 nucleotides. RefSeq names its product gamma-aminobutyric acid (GABA) A receptor, alpha 4 (gene GABRA4). Gene Ontology annotation, cellular component: GABA-A receptor complex; postsynapse; synapse. Gene Ontology annotation, molecular function: GABA-A receptor activity; benzodiazepine receptor activity; GABA-gated chloride ion channel activity. Gene Ontology annotation, biological process: synaptic transmission, GABAergic; signal transduction; chloride transport. The coding region runs from base 27 to 1694 and encodes 555 amino acids. The transcript is spliced from 9 exons. The record is from RefSeq and is a predicted model, not a curated record. NCBI's taxonomy places the organism in Eukaryota, Metazoa, Chordata, Mammalia, Carnivora, Odobenidae.
GGCUUAAAGUAUGGCAUGUUGCAAAGAUGGUUUCUGCCAAGAAGGUACCCGCGAUCGCUACGUCCUCCCGGGUCAGUUUCGCCCUCCUGCACUUCCUGUGCCUGGCGGCUUGUUUAAACGAAUCCCCAGGACAGAACCAAAAAGAGGAGAAAUUAUGCCCGGAAAAUUUUACCCGCAUCCUGGACAGCUUACUCGAUGGUUAUGACAACAGGCUGCGUCCUGGAUUUGGGGGUCCUGUUACAGAAGUAAAAACUGACAUAUAUGUCACCAGCUUUGGACCUGUCUCUGAUGUUGAAAUGGAAUACACAAUGGAUGUGUUCUUCAGACAGACAUGGAUUGACAAAAGACUAAAAUAUGAUGGCCCCAUUGAAAUUUUGAGACUGAACAAUAUGAUGGUAACAAAAGUAUGGACCCCUGAUACUUUCUUCAGGAAUGGAAAGAAAUCUGUUUCACAUAAUAUGACAGCUCCAAAUAAACUUUUUAGAAUUAUGAGAAAUGGCACUAUUUUAUACACAAUGAGACUCACUAUAAGUGCAGAGUGUCCCAUGAGAUUGGUGGAUUUCCCCAUGGAUGGUCAUGCAUGCCCUUUGAAAUUUGGAAGUUAUGCAUAUCCGAAGAGUGAGAUGAUUUAUACCUGGACAAAAGGUCCUGAGAAAUCAGUGGAAGUUCCAAAGGAGUCUUCCAGCUUAGUCCAAUAUGACUUGGUGGGGCAAACUGUAUCAAGUGAAACUAUCAAGUCCAUUACGGGUGAAUAUAUUGUUAUGACAGUUUAUUUCCACCUCAGACGGAAGAUGGGUUACUUUAUGAUUCAGACAUACAUUCCAUGUAUUAUGACAGUGAUUCUUUCUCAAGUUUCGUUCUGGAUAAACAAGGAAUCAGUUCCAGCUAGGACUGUAUUUGGAAUAACCACAGUCCUCACCAUGACCACACUGAGCAUCAGCGCGCGGCAUUCUUUGCCCAAGGUGUCCUAUGCUACUGCCAUGGAUUGGUUCAUAGCUGUCUGCUUUGCUUUCGUAUUUUCCGCCCUUAUUGAGUUUGCUGCUGUCAAUUAUUUUACCAAUAUUCAAAUGGAAAAAGCCAAAAGGAAGUCCUCAAAAGCCCUCCAGGAAAUACCAGUGGCUCCCGUGCAGAGAGAAAAGCCUCCCGAAGCACCUCUGCAGAACACAAAUGCCAGUCUGAACAUGAGGAAAAGAUCAAAUGCCUCGGUUCACUCUGAAUCUGAUGUUGGCAACAGAACUGAGGUGGGAAACCAUUCGAGCAAAUCUUCCACAGUUCUUCAAGGAUCUUCUGAAGCCACAUCGAAGUCUUACUUAGCUUCCAGUCCAAACCCAUUCAGCCAUGCAAAUGCAGCGGAAACGAUAUCUGCUGCAAGAGCACCUCAAUCUGCUCCUCCUUCUACUCCUCGUAGAACUGGGUAUGUGUCCCAACAGGCUUCCGUUGGAUCUGCUUCUACCCACCGUGUGUUCGGAUCGAGACUGGAGCGAAUUAAGACCACCGUUAAUACCAUAGGGGCUCCUGGGAAGUUGUCAGCCACCACUCCUCCCUCUGCUCCACCACCGCCUGGAUCUGGCACAAGCAAAAUAGACAAAUAUGCCCGCAUUCUCUUUCCAGUAACAUUCGGGGCAUUUAACAUGGUCUAUUGGGUUGUUUAUUUAUCUAAGGACACUAUGGAGAAAUCAGAAAGUCUAAUGUAAUUUUGUUGCUAGAGUAGUUUCCUAAAAGAUGAUGAACUUAAUGCAGAAUGCCUUUUUAAAUGUUUUUAAAGAUAAACCAUUGUUCUUUAUUAAAAUAAAAAGUCUAUGUAAUUUUUACAUUUAAAAAAUUCAAGCCAGUUAUUGGGAGAGUUAAUUCAUUCCUCAGUGAAGAGAGAGUGAGCCAUCUUUCACUGCAGAAAAAUGCUU